This is a messenger RNA of Lucilia sericata (common green bottle fly), 2940 nucleotides long. RefSeq names its product long-chain-fatty-acid--CoA ligase 4 (gene Acsl). Lineage: Eukaryota; Metazoa; Arthropoda; Insecta; Diptera; Calliphoridae. The record is from RefSeq and is a predicted model, not a curated record. Gene Ontology annotation, molecular function: palmitoyl-CoA ligase activity. Gene Ontology annotation, biological process: long-chain fatty acid metabolic process; neuron differentiation; long-chain fatty-acyl-CoA metabolic process. Gene Ontology annotation, cellular component: lipid droplet; endoplasmic reticulum; plasma membrane.
GGGGUAAACAAAACUUAAAAUAAAUGAGAUGAUGUUUUAUGCAAAUUAGACGUCAUCAAAAAAGAAAGAUGAAAAUUACAACAGCAAUAAGUAUCUGAAGUGUAAUAUAAAUAAAAAAUUUAAAACUAAAACUUUCUACCAGAGUAAUAGACCUCUCUCACUCUCUCUAAAAAGAAAGAAAAACUCACAAAAUACAACAAAUCAUUUAUCACGGUUGUUGGCCCAAAGGAGUAACAAAACAAACAUCAAAUCACCUAGAAAAAAAUCACCUUAGUCAUCAUUUUUUUACAACACGACCCAGUGUGCUGCUUGCUAAAACGUUUUUACUCAUUAAAGGAUAAAAUAAACAUAAUAAGAGAGAGAGUAAUCGGGAGUAGUUGCUUAUUAGAGUUGCCAUACUCUUUAAAACGCUUUUAAACCAGUUGAAUUAAACCCAGCUUAACUACAAGUUAAACGCAAGUAAAACUUUUACAAAAUGUUUAUCGAAGAUGAUGCACAAAUGGAAAGCUUCUGGAUACAGAGCGCUAUUGGGGCCAUUAAGGCCAUUGCAUUUGUCUGUGAUAUAAUCACUUUACCGGUAUAUUUGGUUUUACAAAGACCCUGGAAACGAAGACAAGAAUCUAAACGUGUUAAGGCAAAAAUUGUUAGCAAUGAUGAGGCGGCUCUAAAUUAUCGCACAACCGAACCACCCAGAGAGACACAUAUCAAAAUGCUGCAGGACAACAUAGAUACUCUCGAAAAGGUUUUCAAUUAUGUGGCUAAAACUCAUUCAUCGAAACGUUGCCUGGGCACUCGUCAAAUUCUCAGCGAGGAGGAUGAGCUACAGCCCAAUGGUCGUGUUUUCAAGAAAUACAAUAUGGGCGAAUACAAAUGGAAGAAUUUCAUAGAGGCUGAACGCAUGGCAGCGGCUUUUGGUCGUGGUCUGCGUGAGUGUGGUCAGGAACCCCGUAGAAAUAUUGUUAUCUUUGCCGAGACACGUGCCGAAUGGAUGAUUGCCGCUCAUGGUUGUUUCAAACAAUCCAUGUCAAUUGUUACCGUCUAUGCCACUUUGGGUGAUGAGGGUGUGGCUCAUUGUAUUAGUGAAACUGAAGUUACCACUGUCAUUACUUCUCACGAUUUGUUGCCCAAGUUUAAGGUCUUGUUGGAUAAAUGUCCCCAGGUUGAUACCAUCAUUUAUAUGGAAGAUCAAUUGCAUAAAACUGAUACUACUGGUUUUAAGGAAGGUGUUAAGAUUUUGCCUUUCUCUGAGGUCGUACGCAAUGGUCAAGAUAGUAAAUUUGAAAAUGUUCCUCCCAAGGGUGAUGAUAUUGCUAUUAUUAUGUACACUUCUGGCUCAACUGGCACACCCAAAGGUGUCUGUUUGUCACACAAAAAUUGUAUUGCCACCAUGAAAGGUUUCGUUGAUGUGGUACCCAUCUAUCCCGAUGAUGUUUUAAUAGGCUUCCUUCCCUUGGCCCAUGUCUUUGAAUUGGUGGCCGAAAGUGUUUGUCUAAUGACUGGUGUUCCCAUUGGUUAUUCUACCCCCUUGACUUUAAUCGAUACUAGUAGUAAGAUCAUGAGAGGCUGCAAAGGUGAUGCUACUGUUUUGAAACCCACUUGCAUGACCACAGUACCGCUUAUUUUGGAUCGUAUCUCUAAGGGUAUUAACGAUAAAGUCAAUUCCGGUUCGGCCUUUAAGAAAGCUCUAUUCCAAUUUUUAUAUCAAUACAAAGUUAAAUGGUUCCAAAGAGGUUAUGAGACACCUUUAAUUGACAAAAUGGUUUUCAAAAAGGUUGAACUUAUGGGUGGUCGUGUUCGCAUUAUGAUGUCUGGUGGUGCUCCUCUCUCACCCGAUACCCACGAACAAAUUAAGACCUGUUUGUGUGUGGAUUUGAUACAAGGUUACGGCUUAACUGAAACUACUUCCGGUGCCACUGUUAUGGAUUACCGUGAUACCCAGUAUGGACGCGUUGGUGCUCCUUUAACUGUUUCCGAAAUUCGUUUAGUCAAUUGGGAAGAAGGUGGCUAUAGAAUAACCAAUAAACCCUAUCCUCAAGGUGAAGUUCUUGUUGGUGGCGAAUGUGUUUCCCUGGGCUAUUAUAAAUUGCCCUCAAAAACCGCUGAAGAAUUCUUUGAAGAGGAUGGCAAACGCUGGUUCAAAACCGGUGAUAUUGGUGAAAUGCAUCCCGAUGGCGUACUUAAAAUCAUUGAUCGUAAAAAGGAUUUGGUUAAAUUGCAAGCUGGCGAAUAUGUUUCCUUGGGCAAGGUGGAAUCUGAAUUGAAGACCUGUCCCUUGAUUGAAAAUAUUUGCGUCUAUGGUGAUCCUACAAAACAAUUUACUGUAGCUUUGGUGGUGCCCAAUCAAAAGCAUUUGGAAGAAUUAGCACAACGUCAGGGUUUGGAAAGCAAAUCAUUCGAAGACCUCUGCUCUAAUCCAGUAAUGGAAAAGGCGGUCAUUAAGGAAAUGGCCGAACAUGCUAGAAAAUGCAAAUUACAAAAAUACGAAGUCCCCGCCGCCAUUACAUUGUGCAAAGAAGUUUGGUCUCCCGAUAUGGGUCUGGUAACCGCUGCCUUUAAACUGAAACGCAAAGAUAUUCAAGAUAAAUAUCAACACGAUAUCAAUCGCAUGUAUGCCUCAUGAAAGUGACUAAAUCAUAGUUUUAGUUUUACUAAACAAAACAACAAAACAAACAGCAUCUAAAUGAAAGCUAAAAAUCUUUAUUUGAAAUAUAAAUAACAAAGAAAUUUUUUAUUCUUCAUUUACACAAUUUAAUUAAAAAAAAAACACAAACAAAAACUUCUCAUAAUCAAACUCCUUUCCUACAAAGACCCUCUCCCUCUUAACCCCCUCCUUACCACCUUGACCUUAAUAACAAUUCUUUCUUAAACCAGCAAUAUUUCAACAAAAACUAACUGCAUACUAAAAACAAUUAAAUAACUUAUUAUUUAAAAUAAAAAGUA